CACUCAAAAUGUAAAACAUGUUUUGCACAUGACAACAUGUGAAAAAUCCUGUUUUUUUAAUGUUUUAUGUGAUUUUUUUGGGACUCUAAACUAAAUGAGAAUAAAAGGGAGGGAUGCCGCUACCUGAGCUCUCAGCAAACAAAACAAUAAGUGAGGAAACAUCAGAAGCAACAAGCAUCUCUGCCUGUUCCACAGCAGUGACGUUAUUUGUUUGAGUCGACAGUGACAAACAACAACGUGUCACGCUAAGUUAAUCUUUGACACCUCUCUCUUCCACCUCCACUCCCACUUCUUCCUCAUUCAGCUCCUCCCAUUAAAUGUUUUCCUCAAAGAAGAAGAAGAAGAAAAAAAGAUGGACACCUCAGGUUAAACCCAAGUCCAAAAUAAAUGGCCUUCUUCCCUGAGGCUGGAGUCAUUUUAAUAGUGCAGAUUUAUUGUGCUGCUUUUUGGAGGGCGAUCAUAUAUGUGUGGUCAGUAGAGCGUACGCAGUCUGUGACCCAGCCUCCCUCUCACGUUACACCCUAUUUAUAACAUCCCCUCGGCUGGCUCCCCUCGUUCUGCAGUUCCUACSAACCUCUCGUGCUUCCAGCCUCGAGCUCCACUCCUCUGUUCCUCCUGACAUCUGAGAAGCUGUGCUGCAGCCGGUCCCGGGCUAACUGUUUAUGCUGCACAGCCUGCCGAGCAGCCGUAUGCUCCGGAUUACCCCAGGACACCCGUUUCACAGCUCGCGCUGUCUGCUCUGACUGAUCCUCCUGACUGAAGGAGAGUGUUGGAUAUGUGCUUGUGAUUUUCUGUGUUUCUUGUUGAGUAAGGAACUUCAUCCCUUUGAGUUGRCCAUCUCCUCUGGGAGGCCUGGUGUGUUCGGACCCCAUGGAUCACACACUGUUUGGGUGCCUGCGGAGCCCCCACGCCCCGGCGCAGACCCUGCAUCCCGCCUUCACCCAGUCCCCCCUGACCCUCCACGGACGCUCAGACCACAUCACCUACCCCGACCUGGCCUCCUCGUCCUCCUCCUCCUCCACGUCCUCGCCCUCGCCUUGCGUCAUCUCCAGCUACCCGGCCGACGACGGCCUGUUUCCCGGGCAGCCCCACCACCACCACCACCGGGCCCACCUGCCCUCGCAGCAGCAUCACCACCCGCCUCAGCACCACGCGCCGUGGCACAUCCCACAGAUGCCGUCGCCCGGCGGCGCCGCACGCCACGGCCUCUGCCACCCGCACUCCCUCCCCUCGCACGACAGCAGGCCCYCGGCCCCGGACCUGGGCCACCCCGGCGCACCCAGCAUGUGCGCCAGCACCCCCACACUGGGCAACAGCAGCACCCCCACAGGGGCCUCCUGCGUGCCGUCGGACUUUGGCAGACAGACUCUGUCACCUGCUGAAGCCGAGAAGAGGAGCAACAAGAGGAAAAGUGACAGUUCAGAGUCCCAGGAUGGGAAUUACAAGCCAGACGUGAGCAGCAAGCCCAGGAAGGAGCGGACGGCGUUCACCAAGGAGCAGAUCCGAGAGCUGGAGGCCGAGUUCGCUCACCACAACUACCUAACCAGGCUGAGGCGCUACGAGAUCGCCGUCAACCUCGACCUCACUGAAAGACAAGUGAAGGUGUGGUUCCAGAACAGGAGGAUGAAGUGGAAACGGGUGAAAGGAGGCCAGCAGGGCGCGGCGGCUCGGGAGAAGGAACUGGUGAACGUGAAAAAGGGAACGUUACUGCCGUCAGAGUUCUCCGGCAUCGCUGUCCUCCACCACUCGACGGACUCCUUAGCCAACGAGGACAGUCACGACAGCAACGAGAGCUCUGACCACGCCCAUUUAUGAUACACACAUGCUCCUACCCCACCCUGGACCUUCUUUAGAGGGACUGCUGCCUGAUGAGUCACAGUCGUCAUACAAUGAUGAUUAAUAACAGAGAACUGAUGAGCGUUACACAAGGCAACAUGUACGUUUUAAGAACAGAGUACCAUUCGUUGAAAGGUUUGCUUAGAAAAAAGCCAAAAAAAACCCCAACUUUUUAACUUUUUAAGUGUGACAUAGCGGUAUAACAAUUCCUAAACAUUGCAGUACAUGUUGAAAUAUGUUGAAAAUCUUAUUUAGUUGAACUGUUGCAUUCCAUUUGUGUGUCUUUUGAGCAGGCUAAAGCUUUGAUUUGCACUGUUGAACUUYUGGUCUGCACCUCAACUGGUUUCUACUGUAAAAAAAAGAAACAUGUAAAUCAUGAUGUAAUUAAGGUAUUAAUUCAGUCACUUGUGAGGAAAAUCUAAUUUGCCUUGCAAAUAUAAAUGAUGUGUAAAUAUUCCUCGGUUUUGCCUUACUUUAAGUAUAGUUACAUACCCAGACUGUUCAGCUCACGGAAUAAUAAACACUGACAGCUCUUCAAAUGACACCUUCCUGCCCAGAGAUCUGAAAUCCUUUCAGAGACAGUUGCAAAUUGAAUAAAACCAAACRGGUGGAAAAAGUCA
Messenger RNA from Austrofundulus limnaeus, 2456 nucleotides. It is a transcript of the gene meox2a, whose product is annotated as mesenchyme homeobox 2a. Gene Ontology annotation, biological process: somite development; positive regulation of transcription by RNA polymerase II. Lineage: Eukaryota; Metazoa; Chordata; Actinopteri; Cyprinodontiformes; Rivulidae. The record is from RefSeq and is a predicted model, not a curated record. The coding region runs from base 871 to 1815 and encodes 314 amino acids. The transcript is spliced from 3 exons. Gene Ontology annotation, cellular component: nucleus. Gene Ontology annotation, molecular function: RNA polymerase II cis-regulatory region sequence-specific DNA binding; DNA-binding transcription factor activity, RNA polymerase II-specific.